Molecule: messenger RNA, 633 nt
Organism: Chrysochloris asiatica (Cape golden mole)
Lineage: Eukaryota; Metazoa; Chordata; Mammalia; Afrosoricida; Chrysochloridae
Gene: COPZ2
Product: coatomer protein complex, subunit zeta 2
Exons: 9
Coding region: 1-633 (210 amino acids)
Biological process (GO): retrograde vesicle-mediated transport, Golgi to endoplasmic reticulum; intracellular protein transport; intra-Golgi vesicle-mediated transport
Cellular component (GO): COPI vesicle coat
Source: RefSeq, a predicted model, not a curated record
AUGCAGCGGCCCGAGGCCUGGCCACGUCCGCACCCGGGGGAGGGGGCCGCGGCAGCCCAGGCCGGGGGCCCGACGCCGCCAGCCCGAACGAAGGAGCCUGUAGGGCCGCGGUUGCAGGAGCCUUCCCUCUACACCGUAAAGGCUGUUUUCAUCCUGGACAGUGAUGGGAGCCGGCUGCUGGCCAAGUAUUAUGAUGAUACAUUCCCCUCCACAAAGGAGCAGAUGGUCUUUGAGAAAAAUGUCUUCAAUAAGACCAGCCGGACUGACAGUGAGAUUGCAUUUUUGGGGGGCAUGACCAUCGUCUACAAGAGCAGCAUCGACCUCUUCCUGUACGUGGUGGGCACGUCCUACGAGAAUGAGCUGAUGCUUAUGGCUGUACUCACCUGCCUGUUUGAGUCUCUGAACCACAUGUUCAGGAAGAACGUGGAAAAGCGCUGGCUGCUGGACAACAUGGACGGAGCUUUCUUGGUGCUGGAUGAAAUUGUGGAUGGCGGUGUAAUUCUGGAGAGUGACCCCCAGCAAGUGAUCCAGAAAGUGAAUUUUCGGGCAGAUGAUAGUGGCUUGACUGAACAGAGCGUGGCUCAGGUUCUUCAGUCAGCCAAGGACCAAAUUAAAUGGUCAAUACUGAAGUAA